AUGAAGAAGACGGAGUAUUCAAGCGCAAAAGCAAACAACGAAGGCCAAAAGAUUUUCGUAACAGUAAAGUGGAUUAACAGCAACAUCGACGAUAUGAAAGAUGAUGAUGAUAUUGAUGAUAAAGAGAAUAUUAACUUUAGAAUUGAGAGUGAUGUUCCUCUAAGAUGGCUAAUAAUUCUUUAUUGUGACAAAUUUGGUUUGAAUUUCGACACAACUCGUUUCGAGUUUAAUGGUGCUCGUUUGAGAGGAUUUGAUACUCCCAUAAAUAUUCAUAUGCUUUCCUUUGAUGUCAUCUACGCUUAUUCUUCUCCAUGUUCAAAUGGCUUAGUCCACUCAAAUAGUCGAGUUCAAGACAAUGAUGAUGGGAGUAGUAGUGGUCUAUACCAGGCAACAAUAUGCAUUCGAAUGCACAAAAAGAAAGAUACAUUAAUUAGGGUGAUACGUGCUACACCGUUAUUACCUCAGCUCGCACUUGGCCUCUCAAAUGCCGGACUUGUUGUUGAAGGCGGCUCUAUGUGCUUUGUUCACGAGGGCACGAGGUUGACUCAAGAGCAUACUGCAAAGGAACUAGAUAUUGUUAAUGGUGAUGUUAUUGACGCCUUUAUUUUUGACAAGUACAGUUGUUCGCUGAGCAUAAUUGAAGCAUCAAAACAUUCACAAGAAUCAGAUAAACUAUAUUUGGAAGUAUCAGUGGCCUCUAAGUACCACGAAACAAUAUAUUUCAGAAUAAAACGAAAUACUCGUUUAAAAAAGUUGAUGGACGCAUACUGUCAACGUUGUGAAAUGCUUAAAGGAGCUCUUUUCUUUUAUCAUGGCCGCAUACUUGACGGCUCAAAGUCACCGGACGAAGAAAAUUUGGUGGAUAAAUCUAUAAUCUAUGCUCUUCCAUUAAUGUUGACGCCGAAAUAG
This is a messenger RNA of Chenopodium quinoa (quinoa), 909 nucleotides long. RefSeq lists its product as uncharacterized. Gene Ontology annotation, biological process: protein sumoylation. NCBI's taxonomy places the organism in Eukaryota, Viridiplantae, Streptophyta, Magnoliopsida, Caryophyllales, Amaranthaceae. The record is from RefSeq and is a predicted model, not a curated record. Gene Ontology annotation, molecular function: ubiquitin-like protein ligase binding; protein tag activity. The transcript has 3 exons. Gene Ontology annotation, cellular component: nucleus. Bases 1 to 909 code for a protein of 302 amino acids.